Talaromyces rugulosus is the source of this 2139-nucleotide messenger RNA. RefSeq lists its product as uncharacterized. Gene Ontology annotation, cellular component: cell division site; microtubule cytoskeleton; septin ring. Gene Ontology annotation, biological process: cytoskeleton-dependent cytokinesis. NCBI's taxonomy places the organism in Eukaryota, Fungi, Ascomycota, Eurotiomycetes, Eurotiales, Trichocomaceae. The record is from RefSeq and is a predicted model, not a curated record. Gene Ontology annotation, molecular function: GTPase activity; molecular adaptor activity; GTP binding. Bases 1 to 2139 code for a protein of 712 amino acids. The transcript is spliced from 3 exons.
AUGCGCCCUGUCGUCCCCGAAUAUCCCCCUUCGCCUGCUCGCAAAUCCUCGUCGACCGAACAGCCCCUUCCGCCAUGGGCCGAAGCUCAACAGCCCACGACCUUCUUCCUCGCACGAGACGCUGACGACGAUCUGGUCUCGUCCACGCACAACGCCUCUCCGCGAGACAGCAUGUACGGUGUCCAGAGUCUCGAAGAAACAAUAAGCACCGCAAAUGGCUCCUUCUCAGCCAAGGACGAUGUGCAUUGUAGCGCCAAGGAUUACGACACAUCAUCCACACGUCGGACGACGCUCAAACCGUCCGAUCUACUUCACCAUGUCGAUAGAACAGACCUCUCUGUGACAGGCUCCCAUGGCCGGCCCUCGCCCAUUGUUGCCCCGUCUCGUCCCUUGACGCCGUUCGGCCUGACUGACGAUCCGUCGUCAUUGCCCAGCAGCCCCAAGUCUACGUCCCUCCGGUCAUUCAAACCGCUCGACGACCUAUCGGUCACCGACGAUAUCAGCAGUCAGGCCCUGGUAUCAAGCGGAGAGGAAGAUGAAGAGACUCCGGAGGCGGCGGAGAAGUUGACAGAUGGCGACACUGAUGGCUCUUCGCAACUAAUCAUGCCCAGUAUCCGCAUGCCCAGUCGGCGGCCAUUUACCGAUAGAGGCAAGAGAUUUGGUAGAUUCAAGAUCAUGGUUGCUGGCGCAAAAGGCUCGGGGAAAUCGUCAUUGAUCAAGUCCAUUGUCCAAGCAUGCGACGACAUCGUCCACGUCGAUCCGGUGGAAAAGCCCAUUUUGCCCGAUAACAGUAGGCCUCGGUCGACGAUAACCUCCAAGAACCCAGUUGCUUUGUCGCUCUCGGAGAUUUACGCAAGCACCAAGCCUUACCCACCGUGGUGGUCUGACCUCGAGGACUCGCGCGUUCUACGGCGGCGGAAGAAUAGCGGGGAAGUUGUUCUAGAAAGGAAUCUAUGUUUCGUCGAUACCCUGGCUGCAAGCAAGAACCGGCUGCAUCAAACCGAAGCAAUCAUCCAAUAUAUGAAACAGCAGCUGUCCCGCGCGGUAGCCUCAAUCAGACAACCCUGUCUCGACUUUCAAAACAUGCUAGGGGGGAACGGAGGCUCCCAAGUGGAUGUCCUGCUUUAUCUUAUUUCUGAAGACACACUUUCAUCGGAUGUAGAAUGCAUUCAAAAACUCUCCGAAUUUACCAAUGUUAUUCCCCUGAUAUCAAAAUCGGACUUGCUCUCCGCCCCCCAAAUCGCUGAAUUGAAGAAAUCGUUUCAUUCCCACAUCGACAGUCGCGGCAUUCGGCCAUUUUCCUUUGAGAGCUCUGGCUCGCCAGAAGACUCACCUCUGCAGACACCGUUUGCAGUAUCUUCGACACGGUCGAGCGAUGACGACAAUAUGGAUGCUAGUGUCUUGAUGAGCCCAGACUACAUACAACCUUUGGUGCAGUCUGAACUGGACGAGCUAUUAGACAAAGUGUUUGAUGGCGACAACAUGUCCUGGCUUCGUCAUUCAGCGGCAAAGAAGGUUAUCCAAAACAGAAACUGGGUUCCCUCUGAAGCCAGUGGCCCCAAGGCCUUGCUCCAGCGCUCUACCAGUCCAGGAGUCCCUCCCUACACAAACGCUCUCUUUUCCGUAGGAGCCCCCGGAUACACGCUGGCCCGAGUAUCCGACUAUACGCAAAGCGAGGAAAAGCUGGCCCGCGUGCGACUGGCUAAAUGGGCAGCGGAUCUGCAACAAAGCCUGGAGAAUGAACGCGAGCGAUACGCAGCUCUUGCGCGCGGUGAACGAGCAGUUUGGCUGACUGAACGGCUGGGCGAAUGUGUUGUCGACGGGAGUCUCGUCCCAAUCAAUCAGACCCCCGGCUUUCCAGCAUGGACGGUUGACAUCGACCAAACGACUGGCGGAACCGUCGUGCGUACGUGCAGUGGACAGAAGGGGCAGUAUCGACUGACCAAGCUCAGCCCGCAAGAUCCGCUGGGACUAGUCCGAUGGAACGACGAUCUGCGGCGCCGAGGCUGGAUCAUGGUACAGGUCGUUGGCAGUUUCGGAAUCGUGGGCGGUUUGGCGCUCUGGUUGGCCAAGUUUUGGGGGCUGCCUUCACAGAGCUUGUAUGAAUGGCGGUUCGACUGGCUCAGCUCGGAGGACUAG